AUGUUGGGAAUGUAUCCGUGCCACCACUCGAUUUGCACUAGUGCUUUGGAUGAUCCAGUUCGAACUAGGGAAGCCAUUCCCUGGGAUGAAUGCAGUCAAUACAUGCAUGUACAAAAGAAGCAGACUUCUGGGAAGGAUUCCGUGCUGGACUCUUCAAUUGAUCAGUAUCCACACUUACAUGUUUAUGUAGAUGGAUUAGUAACUACAGCGGGCAAAAAAGCUAUAAACAUCCAAGAUGCUAAAUCUCCUGAAAAAGCUUCAAACAUCCAGGACCAGGAUGCCAAAUCUCCUGAUAUAACUGUUCCUGUUAGAAGAUUCCUAAAUGAGAUUUCACAACAAAAAAGCAUAUCAAUGUGGUUCCUUGCUUUCAUUGCCAUCGAAUCAAGUUGGCCACUAUUUUCUUAUAGUGAUCCCUUUGUGUUGCUUAAAGAAGAAGUAUCACGAAAUGUUGGUGGUAGUGUUAGUGAAAGGUCUACAAUUGAUGGGUUGGGGAUAGAAGAAGUAUCACGAAAUGUUGGUGGUGGUGUUAGUGAAAGGUCUACAAUUGAUGGGUUGGGGAUAGGUUUUUCUUAUAGUGAUCCCUCUAUGUUGCUUAAAGAAGAAGUAUCACGAAAUGGUGGUGGUGGUGUUAGUGAAAGGUCUACAAUUGAUGGGUUGGGGAUUGGUGUCUUUUCUUAUAGUGAUCCCUUUGUGUUGCUUAAAGAAGAAGUAUCACGAAAUGGUGGUGGUGGUGUUAGUGAAAGGUCUAUAAUUGAUGGGUUGGGGAUAGGUGUCACCACCUAA
Molecule: messenger RNA, 783 nt
Organism: Dovyalis caffra
Lineage: Eukaryota; Viridiplantae; Streptophyta; Magnoliopsida; Malpighiales; Salicaceae
Source: the annotation of a GenBank genome assembly